Penicilliopsis zonata CBS 506.65 is the source of this 1392-nucleotide messenger RNA. RefSeq lists its product as hypothetical. Gene Ontology annotation, cellular component: membrane. NCBI's taxonomy places the organism in Eukaryota, Fungi, Ascomycota, Eurotiomycetes, Eurotiales, Aspergillaceae. Bases 1 to 1392 code for a protein of 463 amino acids. The transcript has 3 exons. Gene Ontology annotation, molecular function: mating-type a-factor pheromone receptor activity. Gene Ontology annotation, biological process: G protein-coupled receptor signaling pathway. The record is from RefSeq and is a predicted model, not a curated record.
AUGGCGUCGAGCACAUACCGCUAUCCUGUCGCGGUGAUCAUUCCUGUCCUCUCGUUCCUCUCGAUCAUCAUCAGCAUCCCUCCUUUCCUUUUGCACUGGAAGAACCGCAAUUUCCCCGCCACCUUGUUGAUAGUGUGGUUCCUGCUGACCAACGUGUUCAACAUCACGAAUGCGCUGCUGUGGCCAAACGAUGACACCAAGAGCUGGUGGGAUGGUAAGGGUCUUUGUGACUUCGAAGUCAAGAUCAUGAUCGCCAGCUACGUCGGCGUGCCGGGUGCCAUGCUCUGUAUCUUCCGCAGCUUGGCCUUGGUGCUGGACACCGACCGAGCCACCCUGGUGCCCAGCCGUUCACAGCGCUGGCGGACGCAUGUUACGGAAAUAUUGUUCUGCGUGGCGAUUCCAGUCCUUGCCAUGGCUCUUCAGAUUGUCUAUCAGAAGAACCGAUACAUGCUCUUUGCCAUCUCUGGCUGCAUCAACUCCUUUGACGAGAGCUGGGUCUCUCUGGCGCUCUCCUUUGCCUGGCCGACAAUCAUCUCGUUUGGGGCCGCUUACUACUGCUGCGUUGUCAUCUAUCGGCUGCACAAGUACCGGAGUCAGUUCGGGGAUAUUCUCAGCGCUUCGAGCAGCAAAUACAACAAGUCGAGGUUCCUCCGCCUCUUCUUUCUGGCUGCCACCUUGCUCCUCGGAAUCCUGCCGGUCUUCGUCUGGAUCCUCUACUAUAACGUAACGCUGUCGCUGCCAUGGCACGCGUAUUCAUGGCACAAGGUGCACAGCUCAGAUUGGAACACCAUCUACAAGAUCCCCACUGGCGGCCAGGCGUUCUUCGACCGCUGGAUCCCCAUCAUCGCGAGCAUCCUGAUUUUCGUAUUCUUCGGGUUUGGCAGAGAUGCAACGCGGCUGUACCGCUCAUGCCUCAUGCACCUCGGCGUCGAUCGCUGCCUACCCAGCCUUUCACCGAAUCACGCUCGGCCUGCGCCUGUGCGAAACAACUCGACCGCCAGCGCGGCGGUUUCAAUCAGCAGUCGUGCCAGGUUGCUCUUCCAUAAGCGAUGGACUGGGGGAUCUAGAACCUACGUUGACAAUUCCUUCUCCAUGGCUACGCUGGGCGCUGGCUCGGUGCAUACCGAGAAGAGAAGCUUGGCCACCAACGUCAAGAGCCGAUCGUGGUUGCGCGGUCUCUUUGGCCGUCGUCUGUUUUCGGGCACUCGGAAUCGCAAUCCCUCUGUCCUGGAUCUAUCUGCUCCCACUAGCACCAUCCGGACUAAUGCCUGGGCGGAGGAGAGUCAGACGCGCACCGUUGACAAUGAGACUGACUCCAUCCCUUCUCCUGGUAGCGAAGGGUUCAUUCGAGUAAAGCAGGUGAUUAGCCAGCAGAGUGAGAUGUUUGUCUGA